CCCGCCUCGCCCUCCAGUCCUCCGUGCGCGCCGGGCCCGAGCCCACGGAACCCACGGGGCCCACGGAGCCCAGGUAGCCCAUGGAACCCGCGCGGAGCGCGCCCCAGCGGGGCGAGGCGCUGCUGCGGGAGCUAGAGGUGCUGGUCCAGGACGUGGUGAGGAUGAGCUCCUGGUGGGAGCGCCACGGCGUGGACUGCGCCAUCCUCGCGCUCAGCCUCCUCGCCUUGCCGGCCGGGUUCCUGUGCCUGCGCUCUGAGAAUGCCCUGGUCUUUUCGUCGGGCAUCACCGUCUUGGGUGUGUGCCACUAUACGCUCACUGUCAAAGGCAGCCACCUGGCCACUCAUGGGGCCCUAACGGAGUCCAAACGCUGGAGCAAGAUCUGGCUGCUUUUCUUUGUGGAGGUAUGCACGGCCUUCACUGCAGAGCAUGCCACACACGGGCAUGUCAAGAUGCACCAUGCCUACACCAAUGUGGUGGGGCUGGGGGACUCCAGCACGUGGAGGCUGCCUUGCCUCAACCGCUAUGUCUACAUGUUCCUUGCUCCUCUCCUCCUCCCCGUCGCCACACCACUGGUGGCUGUCGAACGGCUGAGGAAGGUGGGGCUGGGGACGGCCCUGCGGACACUGGCCCUGGUUUCCCUGGGCCUUUAUUCUCACUACUGGCUGCUCCUGAAUGUGUCAGGCUUCAAGAGCCCCAGCUCAGCCCUGGGCUGCAUGUUCGUCACCAGAUCCCUGCUGGCCCACCCCUACCUCCACGUCAACAUCUUCCAGCACAUUGGGCUGCCCAUGUUCUCCCCGGACAACAAGCCCCGCCGGAUCCACAUGAUGAGCCUGGGGGUGCUGAACCUGGCCCGGCUGCCCGUGCUGGACUGGGCGUUUGGGCACUCGAUCAUCAGCUGCCACGUGGAACACCACCUCUUCCCCAGGCUCUCCGACAACAUGUGCCGCAAGGUGAAGCCCAUGGUGUCCCAGUUCCUCCGUGAGAAGCAGCUACCAUACAACGAGGACUCGUAUCUGGCUCGCUUCCGGCUGUUUCUCCAUCGCUAUGAGGAGUUCAUGGUGCAGGCCCCGCCGAUCACUGAGCUUGUGGGGCUGCAAUGAGGCCACUGCAGCCACCCCGCCCCUGCCUGGCCCGGCCCUAGCCCUCCUACUGCUGCUGGCCCAGGGGUUGUGGCUCAGUGGCUGGUGGCAGACCUGGAGAGUGGAGACAGUGGACAGACAGGGAGGUGGGGUGCUCAGGCCUGGGGUCUGGGGGCCACCUGCCUUGCUUGCUUUUUUGGGUUUUGAGGCGCAUCUGCGGGGAGCAGUAAUGGUGGCUGUGUAUGCUGGUCAGUCUGGACCUCAGCAGCUCUAUCUCAGGACUGAAGAGCUGGGUCCUUCCCACUGCUUCCUCUCAGCCUUGGUAGGGCUAAGG
Molecule: messenger RNA, 1413 nt
Organism: Sapajus apella (tufted capuchin)
Lineage: Eukaryota; Metazoa; Chordata; Mammalia; Primates; Cebidae
Gene: FADS6
Product: fatty acid desaturase 6
Exons: 6
Coding region: 81-1100 (339 amino acids)
Biological process (GO): lipid metabolic process
Cellular component (GO): membrane
Molecular function (GO): oxidoreductase activity, acting on paired donors, with oxidation of a pair of donors resulting in the reduction of molecular oxygen to two molecules of water
Source: RefSeq, a predicted model, not a curated record